Molecule: messenger RNA, 1224 nt
Organism: Heterotrigona itama
Lineage: Eukaryota; Metazoa; Arthropoda; Insecta; Hymenoptera; Apidae
Source: the annotation of a GenBank genome assembly
AUGCCUCAGGUCUUGUUCCUGAACGAUUCGAUUUUAGUCCCGUUGCCUCUGAGAUUCAUGGAGAAAUGCAGGCUCGGUGGCAAGUCGGGCGGCGAAGCCUCGAGAAAGGAACGAAAGGCACGCAGUCACCGUAAUGGACGCGGUUCCGACUUGUUCUGGCCACCGUCUUUAGAAAGUAGACUUCGAGUGUUCGAACGGUUAGUAUAUCCGCUCUCCAGCCACCUUGGCACGUGUUCCCGCCUCGAAGAGAAAGUAUGCGUGUUUUGGAGGUGCCUCGAACGUGUUUCAAUGUCUAUAGUCGGUUUACGGCUUCUCCCGAACGUGUUGAACUGGAAGGACAGUGUCAUUGGACUCUUGUCAUUCCAGUUACCAAAAAAAUGCAAUGCACAUAUAAUGUCAAACACAAAAUUGGAGUAUGAAAUAAAUGGUAAGAUAAAUGAUACUACUAUACAAGUAUUAUACUACUACAUUUUAAUUAUCCGUAUAAUAACAGACGAUAAUUCAUACUCAGAUUCAGUCGAGGAACAAUUCAUUUGGCUUCUUAGAUUCGCCACUGUCAGGAGGAUUAAAGAUUUUUUAACAAAAGUCCCGUCGAUAGACCUACAUUAUCCGACGCCAAAUUUGAAAACGCCUGUAACGGCAGCUAUUGAUCGUGGCGACCUGCAAAUCCUGUCGUUUCUGUUGGAAAAAAAUUCCACUGGUUUGGACAAUGCUAUCACUCAACCUUGGAGUAGAACUGCACUUAUGUACGCCUCGUACGUCUCGAGAAACCCGGAACUGUUACAAAUUCUUUUGAAGAAGGGUGCAGAUCUCCAAAAAGUGGACGUACGAGGCUGGAGUUGUCUUCAAUACGCCAUUGUAGGAGAACGAUCGAAGAAUGUAAAAUUCCUUUUAGAUACCGGCGUUUUCAUAAAUCAGAGAGACGCGCAAGGGCGAACACCGCUUAUGAUCUCAGUAUACCGCUCGAAUGUCAAUAUUCUUUCGAUUUUAUUGGACCAUGGGGCUGACGUCAAUAUACGGGACAGUAGGGGUUUCACCGCUCUUCAAAUAGCUAUUUUAUGGAGAAAAAGGGACGCAGCGAUUAUAUUAAUCGAAAGAGGAAGCGACACGAGUGUCGUUACACCUAUAACCAAGGCAACAAUUGGUGAACUUUGUAGAACGAGUAUGCCGAAUAUUCUUCGGUGCCUCGAACCAAAAAGAUAUUAUAGCGAAGCAUUACAAUAG